AUGCUGGCUCAGAGACUACUACUAUUCCGAUUUCCGGGGAAGGUCUUGGCCCGUUGUCGACAACACAGUACAGGCAUACCCCACUCCUUCACACAGCUUGUCCCUUUGUCGAGUUUGACACGCGAUGAGAUUGGUCACUCCAUUCUCUUCUGCAAGGAAACAAUGCCUCCUGGUUCUCCAAAAAGUCCACACGAUACUGUAGCUACCGCUGUUUUUAUCACAAAGUCCUCUCAUUGUCCUCGUCGGUUGCGGGUGUGA
This is a messenger RNA of Necator americanus (New World hookworm), 258 nucleotides long. RefSeq lists its product as uncharacterized. Lineage: Eukaryota; Metazoa; Nematoda; Chromadorea; Rhabditida; Ancylostomatidae. Bases 1 to 258 code for a protein of 85 amino acids. The record is from RefSeq and is a predicted model, not a curated record. The transcript is spliced from 3 exons.